AUGGCCAAACGCCUGCUCUAUACGCUUGCUUGGGGUUUGGCUGUUAGCCAAGUCGCUUGCAGCCAGAAGCCCAAGCAACAAGAGUAUACGAAUCCUAUUCUUCCAGGAUGGAACACAGACCCGAGCUGUACCUUUGUCAAAGAACUAGAUAACACAUUCUUCUGCACUACGUCUUCGUUCUUGGCCUUCCCUGGGAUCCCAGUAUUUGCGAGUAAGGAUCUUGUUAAUUGGAGGCAUGCUAGCAAUGCUUUGACUAAGGAAGAACAACUUCCCGAGCUUUCAAGAAGAGGGUUGGAGUAUGAGGGUAUCUGGGCUUCCACCCUCAGGUACCGGAAGGGCAUGUUCUAUCUCAUCACCACCUACGUUUCUUGGAUCGAUGGAUGGGGCCCCAUUGUCCUUCUUUUUACAACCAAGAAUCCCUACGACGAUUCUGCAUGGAGCGGUCCUAUCCGUAUUGAGAAUCCGGCUAACGAUAUUGAUCCAGACAUCUUUUGGGAUGAUGAUGGAAAAGUUUACAUGGCAGUUGCUGCAGGCAUCUACGUCAGCGAAGUCGACAUCAACAAGGGCACUGCAACUGAGCCUUUUAAGAUCUGGAAUGGAACUGGUGAUCGUAACCCUGAGGGACCCCAUUUCUACAAGAAGGAUAACUGGUAUUACCUGCUGAUUGGAGAGGGUGGAACUGAGUUGAACCACACUGUGACUAUUGCCCGAUCGCGCAACAUUCGUGGACCUUAUAAGGCAUACGAGGACAACCCCAUUCUUACUGCAAAGAACACCGAGGAAUGGUUCCAGACCGUUGGCCAUGCUGAUUUAUUCCAAGAUGCUUCUGGAAACUGGUGGGGAGUUGCACUCGCGACUCGCUCAGGCCCGGAAUGGGAAGUCUAUCCCAUGGGCCGCGAAACAGUUCUCGUGCCAGUGCAAUGGAAGGAGAACAAGUGGCCGAGUCUGGAUAUGGUACGAGGAAAGAUGUCUGGGCCUCUUCCACCAACUGAUAGGCAGGUCCCAGGAACUGGCGCCUGGGUCGACGCUCCAGAUAAGGAGGACUUUGCUGUUGGAUCAUCUCUGCCUCGGCACUGGUUCUUCUGGAGACCUCCUAAGCAAAAUCUAUUUACCAUCUCACCAGAGGGACAUCCCAACACCUUAAGGGUUCUUCCAUCCAGAGUCAACCUGACUGCAGAUGAGAAAUACGACCCAGUCAACGAAGGAUUAGGCUUCUUGGCACGCAAGCAGACAGCCUCGGUGUUUACUUAUAGCAUCGAUUUAUUAUUCGACCCCAAGGUUGCCGACGAAGAGGCUGGCAUUACUGUCUUCCUCACACAGACGCAGCAUAUCGAUAUUAGUAUUAUCAACGUCAAAAGCAAGAACAAGAAGGAGGUUACACGUAAGCUGAGGUUUAAGGCCGAAACUUCAGGAAAACCUGACGUUCAGGCUCCUGAGACCAGGAUUAGGAGUAUCCCUCAGUCCUGGCUCAAGGGUCCUAUCAGACUUGCAGUAACCGCUACUCGUGAUCACAAAUAUGAGUUUUCAGCGAGCUCAGCAGCCAAGCCGCAUAAGAUCAAGAAGCUUGGAUAUGCCAGCGCUGAGAUUGUCUCUGGUGGUAACGGACCUUUUACAGGAACCAUCGUUGGUGUCUUUGCUACUAAGAACGGCGGCAAAGGUAAAACACCUGCGUACUUCAGUCGAUGGAGGUAUACUGCAGUUUCCCAGGAGGUUGGGGAGGGAAGGUUUGUCCCGGCAUAAUUUCAGCCUACAGCGGUCGAAGACGAUAAGGACCGAAGCUUACGUGAGCUUUGUUUCUCUGAUUUUAGGUUAGCAGCAAUAUAAUGAGAUACUAAA
Messenger RNA from Fusarium oxysporum Fo47, 1836 nucleotides. Its product is annotated as glycosyl hydrolase. Gene Ontology annotation, biological process: carbohydrate metabolic process. Gene Ontology annotation, molecular function: hydrolase activity, hydrolyzing O-glycosyl compounds. The coding region runs from base 1 to 1740 and encodes 579 amino acids. Lineage: Eukaryota; Fungi; Ascomycota; Sordariomycetes; Hypocreales; Nectriaceae. The record is from RefSeq and is a predicted model, not a curated record. The transcript is spliced from 2 exons.